Messenger RNA from Cladocopium goreaui, 5017 nucleotides. The record is from the annotation of a GenBank genome assembly. Lineage: Eukaryota; Dinophyceae; Suessiales; Symbiodiniaceae.
AUGCUCACUUGAACGAUCUGACCACGGCCGUCAUUGGAGACACAGGUAACAAGAAUCAAUUCAAUCAAUUCUAUCACCUCUUUGUGCAAGUUCAUCGCGCGGAGCAUUUGGGUGGAGGAGAGAAGACGUUUAAUCCCUAUGUCUCAGUUGAGUUCAAUGGGCACGAACUGCGGACCCCUGCGGCGCGGGAUACGCAUACCUUAGCCUUCGAUGAGCAGUUCCGAAUUCCGGUGACCACUCCUCUCUUCCAGGACUCCAUUGUGAUUCGCAUCUGGGACUCUGGAAAGUGGAUGCGCGACGAGAUCAUCGUGCAGGGCAGAUUGUCCUUCUCCUUGCUGCGAAUGCAUGCCAUGUCGCCCAAAUGGUUUAACUUCUAUGGCUUCAAGAGUGAGGAGGUGCCUGACGUGCAAGCCAUCACCAGUAGUGGCGAAGUGGCCGAAGAGAAUGCCUACUUGGGGCGCUUGCUGAUCAGUGCACGAGUAAACAAGGUUGAAUCCAUGGCUGCGCAGCAACUCCCAGCAGUUAUGAGGGGAGGACCCUGCGAGGAACCGCCCUCCACAGUUCAGAAUUUCCUGAUGGAUGUCUUCGAAGUGUCCGGUUGCGCUGGUAGCGAGGUGAUGCUGGAGAUGGCCAUCGGAACCAAGUCCAAGAAGACCAAGACAGCCUCGCGGAGCAAAGAAUCCGAUGCAGAUCCGGCGACAGCUGGACGUUUUCUCUUCCAAAGCAACAAGGGGCGCAUGACGCCUUUGGUCAGUGUGCUGCCCACCAAUCCUCCAGAACAGCUUGACGUGAUCCUCUCCUUGUACUCGCGCACCACGGGCUACGUCACCGAUGCGGACUGGCAACGCAUCGGCUUCUGUCGCCUGAAGGUGAGAGAGAUUCGAGAAUGGGAGGGAGACACGCAGACACCCCUUUGGUGUGCCAUGAGCAACAUGGCACAUUUGCCGAGCAGCGUCGAACCAGGUUCCAUCCUAUGCUCCCUAGCUAAGUCCCAAGACACUGUGCUGACCAGAGGCGUGCCCAACUGCAAACCGGUGAAGUUCCAAUUGCGCUGCUACAUCAACAUGGCACGCAGCCUGCAGUGUGAAGGCGAUCGGGUGCCGAGUUCCUUUUGCGAAGUGGCCUGCGCUGGGCAAAGACAAAGCACGGCAGUGGUGACGCAGACCAGCUCACCCUACUGGGCCGACAUGUUGGACAUGACCAUAAGCUUGCAAUGCUCCUUGCAGAACAUGCGCUGCUAUUCGGAGCCAAUCCAGCUGACCGUGUACGAUGUGGUGGGGAAAGGUCUUCUGGAAAGAGUGGCAGAUGUGACCAACAGCGCCAAACAGCUGGCGACAGGUGCAUUGUCAGGCAAUAUGCCCAUCAGCAAUCAGGAUGGAGCCUCUUUGAACGACAGCUUGGGACUCUCGGGCGAUGUGGAUGUGGCCAAGAUGGGUGAGGAUUAUGCAAUGUACAUGAAGGAUCACGCCAUGGCCACGAUGAUGGGUGACGUGAUGGCCACGAAACGCUUGGGUGAAGUGAAAGGAGGGCGGAAGGUCAUCGGCAGGCAGAAAGUGAAUUUCCGGAAGUUGCUCCAUCCCCUGUCGAACUACAAGAUGCGGCAACGUUGGGUGAAGUUGAAGGGUGGCACCAUGGGCACUGGCUGGGCGGGUGACAUCAUGAUCGGAUUCGAGAUGAUGCGCCUGAAAUACGUCAAGGAUUUCCCGUCCAAGAUGAUGAAGCCGCCGGGGAAGCCAUGUCUGGUCUCCGUGAGCAUCAUCGGGCUGCGCAACCUGGCGCUGCCGGAUGGCAACAGCUUCUCGGAGGGCGAUCCGGUGUUGGAGGUUCAGGUGCCAUCAGUGAAACCUGAUCCGUCGAAAGCCGCGCCCAAAUUGAAGGCCAAGGGUGGAAAGGGCAGCGAUGGCAAGGGUGGCAAGGGCGGCAAGGGCAAGGAUGGCAAGGGAAAGGGCAAAGCUGUAGAAGCGGCGUCGACAGAUGAUGAAGGAAAAGGUGGGAAGGGCGGCAAAGGCGAUGCCAAACCCCAACUGGAGAAGAAAGGCUCAGUGGACACCAUCAAAUCUGAAACCAACAAAGGAAAAAACAAGAAAGCCUUGAACAGCACAGAUCCGGGGAUGCAAGGUUUGGCAUUUGCGGAAGGCAGUGAUGCCAUUCGGAGAAACUCUGAGACCAUCGUGUGGACCAAAAAACCGGAGACCAGACUGCACGACAAGGAUACCAAUAAGAAGUGGACCGCCAGCGGUCGCAUGGGCUUUGAGUUUCUGAAUGUGGUCCACAUUGCAGCGUUGUUGCCGAAGCUGCCAGUCUACGAACCGGAUUUGCGCUUCAUCUUGAAGGACGGUGCUGGGCCGGACGCCAAGCUUCUAGCCGAGGGACGAAUUGGUCUGGCUGAACACUUGCCAUGGGUAAGUGAUCCAUCGAAAGCCAGGCAAGCCACCGAAGCCAUGGACAACUACUCAGACGGUGAGGGAGCCGACGGGAUGCCUGUCAGUGAUGCCGACGACGAAGGGUCCACCUAUGUGGAGGUCAUCCUUGGAAACCAGCCAGCGAAGGUCGCCUUCGAAAAGGAAGACAAGAACAGCUUCCCCCCGGUGAUCUCUGAUCUCAGCGAGAAAAGCCAGGCAGCGGCCAAGGGGAUUGGUGUUGGGGACUGGCUGAUUUCUGUGAAGAAGCAAGACGAGAAACAGGAGCAAACCAUCACAUGGAGCCCAGCGAAGGCUGCAGACUUCAUUGAGAAAAGCGACAAAGAGAAGAUAAGGCCUUUGAAGCUGAUCUUUCGAAAGAAGGACAAGAUCGAAGUCCAUGUGAGGAUCAUGAACGGCCCGCACAUGCUGGAGCUGGCCGACAGCAAAGACGAAAUGCCUCCGAAGAUUCUUCGAGACAUCUCCAAGGACAAGAUGUGGCGCAAACAGGGCAUCUCCCCCGGCUGGCGCAUCGUGGACAUCAACGGGGUGGACACCAAAGAGAUGACUUCGGUCAUGCCUCGCUUCAAGCAGCUGCUGCAGCUGCGCCCAGCGAUCGUGACCUGUCGACCUCACGGUCUGGCGGCGCGGGGCGACUCGGAUAGGGUGAUCCAAGAAGGGAAACCUGUGAUGCUCAGCGGAGUGGCCACUAAAGUCUACAAGGAGCAUGAACACAAACUGCGGCACAAAGAUGGUCCGCUGGCAUUCCUGCGUGUUCCUAGACCAAGCGCUGUGCUCCCCGAUGUUGUGAACACGCAGCAUCUCAACUGUCGCCCCGCCCGAGCCGGCAUGCUGGACGUGCAGGGCAUUGCGCGCUUCAUCGCUGGCGGUGAUGAAGAAGAUGACAAAGCCCGACCCUCCAUCCAGGGAUGUCUCGAGGACAACAUGGAGCCGGCCGUGUUCCGGAACGUGCCGCUCUUCAGUGGUUCCAGACAGAUCGGACAGGUGAAGGCCAAGUUUAAGGUGAUCUCCCCUCCCAACAAGAAGUGGAUGACGGCGAAGGAAGCCAAUGUUGAGGACAAGGUAUUUUUCAACGAACAACUUCUGCGGAAGCGCUUCAAGAUCGAUCAGCCUCACUCCUUGCGGGUACGCACCUACAUCAUUCGAGGCCUCAAUGUGUCUGGAGCGAUCUCCGGGUAUGGCAAUCCAUACUUGUACUUCAUGUACGGUGCUAACAAGGUGUCGUUGGAGGGACAUCGACAGAUGCAAUCAGUGGAGCCUCGAUACUUCCGCACCGAGGAAGCGGACAUUCACUUGCCCGAACAGUCCUACUUUGAGAUUGGGCUCUUUGACUAUCAGGACAAUGGUGAGGAUUUGCUGAUCGGCAAAAGUGUUCUGGAUCUUGAAGACAGGUACUACACCAGGGAGUACAAACUCAUGAUUCAAAACAGAAAGGUGCCCAUUGAAUACCGACCCUUGAUGUGCGAGUCCAUCGAUCCCAACACGCGAGAGAUCAGUACGAUUUCCAAAGGCUCCUUGGAGAUGUGGAUCGAGCUCUUGGACACCACCACGGCGGCAGAAGUUCCAGUGAGUAAACUCCUCCAGCCACCUGCGAUGGAAGUGGAAAUUCGCUUGAUUUGUUGGACCGUUCACGACUUGCAGAUGAGGAUGUGCAUUGAUGACUACGGCGACCAGCGUGAAAACGUGAGCAUCAGAGCGCGAUGCUCCAUCGACUGCAGAACCUACAAUGGACCUCAGCCCAGAGAGCAAGAAACGGAUCAGCACGAUUGUUGCGUGGGCGAUGGCGAAUUCAACUGGCGCUUUGUCUUCUCGCGAGUACAGGUCACCAAAGGUGUGCCCAUCGACUGCUUUUUGCAUCUCAGUGUUUGGGAGUAUUUUGCACUAGCGCGGCCCAACAUGUUGUGUGAGAGCUUGGUGGAGCUAAAGAGCUAUGUCAAGAAGGUCUCAGAAGAGCGGAUGAUGCUGGAGAUGGAAGCUGACAUGCCCUUGUCCAACGCACAGCUCUAUGCGGAGAUGAAGAAAGAAAUGAAGGGAGCCGGAGGCGUUCAAGAAAGAGGCGAGGGCGACGAAGAAGAGGCUGUUGAAGAAGAAGAGGAAGAAGGUGGGGGCGAAGAAGGAGAAGUGGCACCUGGAGCUGGAGUGGAGGAGAAGACCAUUCCACCUGCAGCGUACAUGAAGAUUGUGUUGCAAGUGCUCAUGCAAACAGAAGCCUCCAGUGAGAAUGGCAAGGUGGGCAUCGCCCGCACCGAACCCAACCGUAAUCCGUCGUUGCCUUAUCCCAAAACUGGACGGGAUUGGCGCUACUCGAUGCCCACUGCAGCGAAUGUGGUGGAGAAGGUCUUGGAUGUGUUGAGUCCAUCGAAGAGGGGACCACUGAUGACCAUCAUUCUAUUGAUUAUCAUAUUCAUCAUUAUCUCCAACGUGCCCUUCGACGCAGACUUGCAGUGUGUGACCACAGUCAAAGCGAGCUGCUAUGACGAGUCAACCUGCUUCACCUGCAACUGCUGUGGUCGAAUCACAGACGAAAUGACGGAUGCAAAGAAGCAAAAACUCUGCAAGUGGCGAUUUCUUUUCCUUAGUCGCAGUGUGGACGAGGU